This is a messenger RNA of Bufo bufo (common toad), 3087 nucleotides long. RefSeq names its product E3 ubiquitin-protein ligase TRIM11-like. The transcript has a single exon. The record is from RefSeq and is a predicted model, not a curated record. The coding region runs from base 1 to 1563 and encodes 520 amino acids. Lineage: Eukaryota; Metazoa; Chordata; Amphibia; Anura; Bufonidae. Gene Ontology annotation, molecular function: protein binding; zinc ion binding.
AUGGCGUCUGCUGAUCUGAGGGCCGAGCUGGACUGCUCCAUCUGCCUGAGCUUCUAUACAGAUCCUGUAUCCCUGAGAUGUGGACACAACUUCUGCCGCUCCUGUAUUGUGAGUGCGCUGGAUGCGCAGGAGGCAGCUGGAGUGUAUUCCUGUCCUGACUGCAGAGCAGAAUAUCCAGAGCGUCUGGCCCUGGAGAAGAACAGGAAGCUGGGGAACAUAGUGGAGCGUUUAUUAUCUGCUCAGCCUGAUAUGGAGGAGACCGGGAUCUUCUGUACUUAUUGCGAUUCUCCUGUAUCGGCUGUGAAGACAUGUCUGCAGUGUGAGGCCUCGUUUUGUGAAAAGCACUUGAGUAGACACAGCAAGUCAUCAGAACAUACUUUAGUUGAACCUACUGUUACCCUGAGAGAAAGAAAAUGCUCCACACACAAAGAGGUUCUGAAAUACUAUUGUCCUAUUGAUGCCGCCUGUAUUUGUGUGUCUUGCUGGGUGGCUGGAGACCACAAGGGACAUGAUGUGGAGCUACUGGAUGUGGCCUCUGUGAAGAAGAAGGAGAAAUUGAGAUCUGUCAUUGAGAAUCUGAAGUCUGCGAGAGAAGAAGCUGCAAGAAGAGUCCAGAAGCUAAAAUAUCAUGAGACACGACAGAAGGUAAAAUCGGCCAGAUUUGCUGAGAGAGUCACUGGUCUGUUUACUGAUUUCAAGGAGAAGCUGAAUGAUCUAGAAAAGUUAAUCCAGGGUGAGAUUUCCAGACAGAAGGAUCAGGUGUCAUUCUCAGUCCAAGAUCUGAUCAUACAGGUGGAGCUACAGAAGGGUGAUCUGAGCAAGAAGAUUGAUCGAUUUGAGGGAUUAUGUAAUAUCACUGAACCUUUGUCCUUACUACAGGAAGAUAUAAGCAAUGGUGACAUCAGUGAUCGGAGCUGUGAUGUCAUCAGGAAUGUUAAAGAUGCUCAGUGUCUGGAUGAAGGCAUAGUUUCGCUGAUAUUUCAAAGAGGACUAUUACGCUUCGCUGAUAAUCUGAAGAAGAGACCGUUUCCAGUGACUAAGAAAUCAGAUGUAUUACUGGAUAUAGAAACGGCUCAUAAUAACAUUAUUAUAUCCCUGGAUCUCAGAUCUGCUUCUUAUACCCCAACAUUACAGAACAGACUUGAUGGGCCCAAGAGGUUCAAAUCCGUUCAGGUGUUAAGUUCCCGCAGCUUCUCCUCUGGGAGACAUUACUGGGAGGUGGAUGUGAGUCAGGCAGAGAAAUGGAUCAUUGGAGUGGCCAAGGAAAGUCUGGAGAGGAAGGUGGCUGGAAACGAAUCGUUUAUUGGUUAUAAUAAGAAAUCCUGGGGUUUGAUGUUUAAUAAUGGUCUUGGAGUCCAUCAUAACAAUAUCUAUAAGCACCUGGUGUCAGACGCUCCUGUGGAGUUUGUUGGGGUCUAUCUGGACUUUAAGGCCGGGCAUCUCGCUUUCUAUCAGCUGUGUGACACCAUCAGACACUUACACACCUUCACCGCCUCCUUCUCUGAGCCACUCUAUGCCGCUUUCUAUCUGUUUGAAAAGUCCAUUAUUAGCAUCAUGAGAUAAUUAUAACAAAAUGGCGACUGUGUGAAUCUCCACCUUCCAGCCUCCAUUUGUUUUUAGGUCUGAAAUUCUGAUUCAUUUUUUAAUAGGUCACUGUGUUUCCAGAAAACUCUUGAUAUGUCAUAGCGACACAAAGAAAGUGAGACUCAAUAGAAAGUGUAUGGGCCAGUCUCGAUACCAUCUCUUGCAGCGAGGAGAGAGAGCAUGAUAUACGGUGCUUCUCUCUCGAUAUUCCAGCAAAGUUACUGGGUAACGGGUUCUAUAAGCAUGUUGCAUUAAAGAUUAUAUCUAUGUAGGGGUGCACUGUGUUUAGGAAGUCUCUCAAACCCCCAUGCAGUAUUAAAUCACGACUCAAGAAAACAUGUAUUCAGAUCUAUUACCAGUGUUCUUUUUCCUAACAAUGUUCCGUAGGUCAGAAGUUUCAGAGGUUUUCCAUUUCUGUGCAACCCAUGUGGUGGCAGCCAUUAGUAGAUGACAGGAUCCUUCUAUAAGUUUUAGGGAUUUAGUUCCUCUAAACGUAGUAAGGCUAUUGGGGUGCAAUAGAAGGUGGAAAGCAUAACCUUUGGCUAGAUCCCCAAAAAGAGGUAAACACUUUCCAUAAGGUCAACACUUUCCUUAAAUAUUCAGAAACCUUUUCUAGAGUUUGAGUGGUAUUUUAUACCAUCUGCCAUAUGCCUCGUGGUGAUUGGAGCAAGCUUAUUAAAGCCCCUCUGCCGUUUUAAAAUAUGGGGUUGUAAGACACUGGGUUGGGGUUCUGCAUGCAUGGGCUGGCUCAUGGGAGGUAAGGAACAAGUGGAUUUGUAAGACUUAUGAAGGUGCAAGGAAAUCUUUCCAUAUCUACAGAGUUAAGGUGGGAGGAGUAACCCAAGGAUCUGGCAACAUGGAGAAGUUUUAGGUUGGAGACCGAGGCUGAAGCCUUCUCUGUCUCCAUCCAAUGUUUAUCACUAGAAAAUAUCCACCAAUAUUUGUGAUGUAGGAUUGACGCUUUAUUCUAAGAAUUGGUAGACCUAGAGAGAGUGCAGUUUGUGGAAAAUUUAUUUAUGGAUAGGGAUUGGUAACAUUUGUAUUUUAGGCAGUAUCGGACUGGUCCACCAGAGAACCAGAGGAUCCUCUGGUGGACGCAGCCUCUCAUACUAUAGUGGGUCCCAAAGGUCCAGGAGAAAUAUCCCUGCCUUUGGAGCCAAUCAAUUGCCACUAGGAUCUAUUUUUUUGACCCAAAACCUUUUAGACUUUAUUGAUGAUAGAGGGGUUGGACCUUGACAAUACUUUUAUCUGGUGGGGCCCCAGGAACCCGACCGACUGUGAUUUUAGGUACUAGUAACAUUUUCUAGAUGGCCAAUUUACCACACCCAAAAGUUCAGACUUAACCAAAUUAUCUAGAUCCUUUUGGAUCUGGGAAAUUAGGUGAUAAUCCCGUAAGAGUCUAGAUGAGCAGAGGAGUGCUGUUCCUUUAGUAUGGGAUUAAAGUGUUUUACCAAGAAAACGGGAAGGAACUGGAGGAAUAUUAAUACCCAGAAUUUGUGACUU